Molecule: messenger RNA, 1334 nt
Organism: Melanotaenia boesemani (Boeseman's rainbowfish)
Lineage: Eukaryota; Metazoa; Chordata; Actinopteri; Atheriniformes; Melanotaeniidae
Product: tumor necrosis factor ligand superfamily member 13B-like
Exons: 5
Coding region: 25-819 (264 amino acids)
Biological process (GO): immune response
Cellular component (GO): membrane
Molecular function (GO): tumor necrosis factor receptor binding; receptor ligand activity
Source: RefSeq, a predicted model, not a curated record
UUGGGGAGUCUUACGAGCCUCAAAAUGCUUUAUAAUACUUUAUUAUCGCUAACAGCAUUUAUGUUUUGUCUCAGCCUUUUCCUGGUGCACAGGGCCAGUGUUUUACAAAGUGAUUUUCUCAAACUCCAAGGGGACAUAAUUCUACAAUUAAAUCAGCAACAUUCUGAGGGAGUUGAUGGGAAAAUGGCCACGAUGUCUAAAACAGGGGAGGACAUGAAGCCAAGUGUUUUCCAAAGAGCUCAGAGUUCUCUGAAGAUCUCUUCUAGGAGAGUAAAAAGGGAACAGAGCAGCUGCAGACCUUCAACAUCAUUCCUGCAGUUAAGAGCUAAUACUAACAAACAGCCAGACAUAAGAGGAAAUAUAACAGUGAUCCCCUGGACUGUUUCUGCCCAGCAAGGAAAUACAAUUUCACAAAAGGAAAACAGGAUUGUUGUCCAAGAAGAUGGUUAUUACUUGGUGUUUGGACAAGUAUGGUGUCACUCGAAAUCAAGCAUAACUAAGUUGAUAUUACAUGUUAUUUGUUCCAACUAUUCACCUAAUGUUCUGCUUAAUUCACAGGUUUUGUUCGAAAGUCCAAGCGCAGUUAUGGGUCAUGUCAUUCAAAGUUGGAGCUCCACUAAAGCAAGGAAGCAAUCAAGAGAGCUCUUGCGUUGCCUGCAAGAGAUGCCCGAUGAAACUCCUGCCAAUACAUGCUACACAGCAGGCACCGUGCAGUUGCUUCAGGGUGACGAGCUGGAACUUGUGAUUCCUUGUCGGCCAACAGCCCUGAUCUCCAUGGAGGCAGACUCAACCUUUUUCGGUGUCAUCCAGCUAAACUGAAACAAGACAGUACCAGGAUGAUAAACGUCCACCACAUUGUUGCAGGAAAUGGAAGUUGACACAGAGCUGUGUGAGAGGAUGCUGAUAACAGACUGACAGCAGCAGGAAUCCUGUUCAGACCUCUUAUUAAUCUAUGAAAAAGACAGAAUGUUCUUUUUUUUAAAGGCCUGUCUGUGUCAAAUGUCAGUUAUGUCCCUUUUUUUAUUCUUACCCUUUUUAAGCUUUUCACCAUUAAAUCUGUAGCAGGUAGUUCUUCUGUCCUGCCCCACGUUGUUCCUUUUGUGUGCUGCCAAAAUCCUUUCAUCAGUCUAUUUUAGCAUCUCCUGCAUCUCUUUAUACCUCGCCAGGGGCUUCCCUCCUGCUCCACCUACACUGUUUAUUUAUUCCUCUUGUCUAUUUUAGAAUAGCUUCCGCUUUCCAAAGACUAUGUCAGGAACAAACAAGUGUAUAUAUUUAUAUCACUUUGAAAUGCUUUUUCUGGUUUAAAUCAAACUACCCAUCACUGUAACUACUGU